AUGAGAGUCGUCUGGCUUUUCGGGAUCGUCUGGGCGAUCCUCGUUCCCUCGUCGUCUGCGCUGCAAUGCCACACCUGCAGCGGCUCGGAAUGCAAAAGAGACCCGAGCGAGCAAGCGACGGUUUCUUGCGAUCAACUCAUCCAAGUCCAAGGCGAGAAGUUCUACUGCGGCACCGGGUUCACCGGCGAUUCCGAAGAGAUCUUCACGAAACUCUGCUUCUCGCGUGUCCCCGGCGAAGACGGCUGCACCGCCGACGGCGAUGCCAUCCCCGACGCGGGCCGGUCCUGCUUCUGCUCGGAGGACUUCUGCAACGGCUCUGCCGACCUGAGAGUCGUCUUCGGUCUUCUCUUCUCGGGACUUCUGUCCUUGGUAGCAUUAGACAUCCUCCGUGCGACCGCUGGACAUCCGCGAUGGAUGAUCAGGGAGCCAUUGGACAUCCGCUUGGAACAUCUAGCGGCUCUACAUCCAAAUGCAGAACAUCCGUUGGACGAACUCCUCAAACCGUCUCGAGUUGUACGGCAGGAGUGA
Darwinula stevensoni is the source of this 528-nucleotide messenger RNA. The record is from the annotation of a GenBank genome assembly. NCBI's taxonomy places the organism in Eukaryota, Metazoa, Arthropoda, Ostracoda, Podocopida, Darwinulidae.